This is a messenger RNA of Ruditapes philippinarum (Manila clam), 3407 nucleotides long. Its product is annotated as SHC-transforming protein 1-like. Gene Ontology annotation, molecular function: receptor tyrosine kinase binding. The record is from RefSeq and is a predicted model, not a curated record. Gene Ontology annotation, biological process: cell surface receptor protein tyrosine kinase signaling pathway. Gene Ontology annotation, cellular component: plasma membrane. The annotation marks the transcript as partial. The transcript is spliced from 5 exons. NCBI's taxonomy places the organism in Eukaryota, Metazoa, Mollusca, Bivalvia, Venerida, Veneridae.
GUGAGUGAUGGGGUGUAUUCAUCAGUUAAAGAACCAAACGGCCCAACAUACGAUACACCAAAGGAAUUGUCAUUGAUAGAUUUUGGUGAAGAUGGUGGAAAAAACCUGUAUGAUAACUCAGAAAAAACUUCAAAUAAUGCUAUGACCGAGUUUGAUCCUACACAGUCAGAUUUUUAUGAUAACCACAAACUGAAAGGUGGGCUAGCUUCUCCACAGAGUACCUUGGAUCCAUUUGAUAUGGAGCCAUUCAACUCGUCCCUGUCCAAUGGACAUGGAGAGUCAGAGGGUGGGGCAGCUGGGGGAGGGGACAUGGCCAAUGGAAAUGGUGCACCAAAUAAAUCGCCAAUUUUUGAAGAAUGGUUCCAUGGUAACCUAAGCAGGAAAGAUGCUGAGAAGUUGUUACAGAAUGAUGGUGAUUUUCUUGUACGACAAAGCUCGGCUGAUCAGAAUCAGUAUGUACUCAGUGGCCGACAGAAUGGUAUAGUUAAACAUCUGUUGUUGGUGGACCCAAUGGGAGUGGUGAGAACAAAGGACCAUUCAUUUGACAGUGUACCUCAUUUGAUACAGUUCCAUAGAACACAGAAAAUACCAAUUGUAUCACAGGAGAGUGAACUUCAUUUGAAACAACCAAUCAGUAACAAGCUUACAAUGUGCUGAUGACCAAUAAAAAAGAAAAGAAAAUACAAAUGUUUACAACCAAUUAGUAACAUGUUUACAAUGUGCUUAUGACCAAUGAACAGGGAUAAAUAAAGAAAUAUACAACCAAUCAGUAACUUGCUUACAAUUUGCUGAUGACUGGGAACAAAAAAGGAAACAAACAUACUAUUUCCAAAUGAAAUUUAAAGAUAUAAUUAUGCCCAAUAAACAAACAAGAAGCUUAUAUUAUUACGUUGAAAGGAAUACAAGAUUUUGAAAGAACCAAUCAACUACAAGGUAACAUUGUUCCAAAAAGAAUAAAAUUUAUUUGAUGGAACCAGUUGGCAACUAAUAAACAUUCUUCUUAAAGGAAUACAGUAUGUUCAAUGGAACCAAUCAGCUACUAGUUUACAUAGGUCUGAAAGGGCUAAGAUAUAUAUCUGAAGGAACCAGUCAGCAUCAUCGUAACAUUCUUCUAAAAGGAAUACAAUAUGUUUAAUGGUAUGUUCAAUGGAACCAUUCAGUUACAAGUUUACAUAGUUCUGAAAGGACUUAGAUAAGGAACCAAUCAGCAUCAAGAUAAAAUAUUUUGAAAGAAAUGAAAUAUAUUCAUAUAAAUCAAUCAUCAAUAAGUUUUAUAAAUAUAUGGAAAUGGUGGUCUAUUGUUAGAAAACCUUGGUGUUGGUAUUUAGAAUCAUGCUUGAUUUGUGUUUGAUAUUAGCCACUUUUUUCUGUAAUACAUAUGUAUUAACAAGUUUUUAUUCUUUAAUCAACUACAUGUACACUUGUAAAACUGCUAACCCACUCACAGUUGUUUUAACAUUUCUGUAAACUUUGGUAUACAAUUAUACCUACAAAAGUUGGUAUCAAAUGGCCUUCAAAAAUACUAAAACUGUGAAAUUGUAAAGCAAUUUUCACUCUUAUCAUAUGCCAUUGUUGUUUAUUGAAAAGAACCCUGGGUUUUUGGACUGGUAAACUUCCUUCAGGAACAAUGGAUGUGCAUGUUUACUUCACAUUUUUGAAAGAAAAAAAGUUUUCAAUAAAUUUUUUUUAAAAAGUUUUCCAUUAUAUAACCAGUCUGUGAAAUAUGGAUGAAAGAAUCAGUGAUUCAGUCUAAGAAAUAUUGGUGAAAUAGCCAGUCUGUGAAAUAUGCAUGAAAUAACCAGUCUUUGAGAAAUGGGUGAAGAAGCCAACCUGUGAAAUUAAGUGAAAUAGCCAACCUGUGAAAUAUGGGUGAAAUAGCCAACCUGUGAAAUAUGGGUGAAAUAGCCAACCUGUGAAAUAUGGGUGAAAUAGCCAGUCUGUGAAAAAUGGGUGAAAUAGCCAGUCUGUGAUUGCAUGAAAUAGCCAGUCUGUGAAAAAUGGGUGAAGCAGCCAGUCUGUGAAAUAUGGGUGAAAUAUCCUGUCUGUGAAAUAAAGUGUACUGGGGAAAUAACCAGUCUUUGAAAUACAGGAGAUUAUUUGAAAUUUAACACAUCUAUAAAUUCACAAACCACAGUGUGUGGGUUACUAGCUUUAAAGAGAAACAUGUAAGGUUUUAGGAAAUUCAAUAUACAAUCUUUUCAUCUGUUAGUUUUAUUUAUGUUGACACAAUAUUUAGAUUAUUGUUUUGGUAGUACAUAGUGCAAAAAGUGUUAAUUAGUAUAGUAGCUAUAUCUUUCAAAAAAGAGUAACAAAACUAACCCAUUUUCAUGUCUUCCACCACAUUCAAAUCACAGUUCAUAUAAUUCAAUGCUUUUUUAUGGUCAUUAAGAAACAUCUACCAUUUUAAUGUAACUGUAUGGAAGGUUUUUUUUUUGUAAAUAAUCACUAGUUAUUAAUAAUUUGCCAUUUUUUUGUGAAACAAGUUAAAUACUAGUUGAGCUAUACUUUAAAAAAAAUCUCUGUUCACAUGAGAAUAACUGUCAAUAUUAUUGUAAAGAAACCAUAAUUAUUGAAUUUUGUUGAUAUAAUGUAUAUUUUAUUACCGUACAUUGUAUUUGCUGUAUCCUGCCGUGGCUUAUGUGCCAGAGCAAAUUAAUGAAAUUUAAACAACAUAAAAAUUACUACAAUAACUUAUAUGAGAGGAACAUGUUUAAAAAGUUGUAUGCACUUAGUACGUUUUUUUUUUGUUUUUUUUUUAACAUUAAUAUCUUCACUUGCCUUUCAUACAAUAAAUAUAAACAUUAUGACAGUUCUUUAUGCAUUAAACAUUACAAAUUUGCAGUAUUAUAAAUCAAUAAUACAUGUUUUAGAUUUAAGGGGAUUAUAGCCAUUAUGAAGUUAUAUCUCAAUUUUUAAGAUGGCUAAAUAUAGAAUCAGUACGCCUUAUGGCAAAAUGCAGAGGUUUUUUAUUGAUUUUUGUAAAUUAAAGCAAAUUUUGUAAGUCUUUCUGUUAAAAAAUGUUACUGUUUGACUAUCUGUCUGGGUGACUGUCCUCUUUUUCUAGCAUACUAAAGCACUCAUUUGUAUAUAUAUUAUUUAUAAAUGAGUGUACCCACUAUUUUUGAAAUCUUUUUUGCAUGAUUUUUACAUCUUAAGUACUGAAUAUGUAAAUUGCUUAUUUUGUUGCAUCCACAACUUACCUUACCUUCGAGUGCAUAACAUGCACAUACUGUCAUAUAACAUUUUAUUCGAUUUUACAUAUAUAAUAUAUAAAAAAAGUGCUUUACUCACUCCCACUGAAAUAUAUUAUUUUGUUUGCGUGAUCUUUUCAUGACAUUCCAAUAUUUGAUGCUUGAUUUAUUUUCUAAUUUUUUUUGCAAUGCUGUAAGCAAUGUGAAAUUAGAAAA